Messenger RNA from Harpia harpyja (harpy eagle), 2474 nucleotides. Its product is annotated as natterin-3-like. Bases 695 to 1831 code for a protein of 378 amino acids. The record is from RefSeq and is a predicted model, not a curated record. The transcript has 4 exons. NCBI's taxonomy places the organism in Eukaryota, Metazoa, Chordata, Aves, Accipitriformes, Accipitridae.
AAAACUCCCCAAAUCGCUGUGUCCUCACUGCAAAAACUUCCCUUUUUGGCGGAAAAUCCCCAUUUUUAGCACCCAUGUGGAUUUUGGGUCUGUCGGCUGAUUUUUUUUGUGUCCUAGAGGUGUGUGCGUGAUCCAAGUUGGCUUGAAUUCCCUUUGAUUUACAGGUUCGAAGCAGAAAAUGUAGAUUAUUUUUUUAAAAAAGGGAUUUUUUUUUCCCCCAGCAUGGGGAAAAAAUAGGGGUUUAUGUGAUUUUUCCAGAAAUACUGAUUUCUGAGAGCGAUAUUUUGGGGUGAGAGGAACUGCUUUGAGAACGUGAAACAUCCCGGGCGCCUGACCAUGGGCGUUUUGUGCUGCUUGCGGGUGCUUUUUGUGCAUCACUAACGCAUUUUUCCUGACGGCAAAAAAAAAAAGAAGAAGUGCUAACUUUCUGCAAAACGCAGACAAAUUGCCAAAUUUCUAAUAAUAGUCCUCCCUCCCCCCUUCUUUUUUUUUUUUUUUUUGCAUUUAUUUGCACUUCUUUUCCUGUUCAGACUUCGGCCUUUCCCAGGGCUCGUGUGUCUCCGGGCGAGCUCAAGCCGUGCAGGAAAACACCGCUCGGGGCUAGAAGUGACCCAAAAAGGACCAAAACCACCCCAAAAAAAGGGAUUUACAUCAAAGCGGGAGCAGAGGCGAGCCUCCGGAGGUGGCCGGCAGGAUGCUGAGGUGUGAGUUAUUCCUCACCGCCACCCUCCUCUUCCUCGGCCGUGGAAGCAGCGGGGCUGAUGGACCUGCCAAAAUCCUGUCGGUGGGAGUGAUGGGAAGGAGACCUCUGCAGCCCCCAGCCGCCAGCUGGAGCUUUCCCCGGAGGAAGCGAGAUGUGGAGCCACCUUCAUACCUGAAGUGGGUGGCUUUUGAAGGCAAGCUGCCCGCCGAUGCCGUCUCCAACUGGAACGACUAUGCCAAGAGGAUGGAGUAUGUCUGCUCAACAGGAGUGCUCGGCUGCAACACUGGUGCCUACGUCCCCGACCGAGGUCCCUUCUGCUUCUUCCCGUUUGCAGAAGGGGAGCAGAGCACCCCCACCUUCAAGGUGUUAGUCAACGUGGGAGACUUUGAGGCGCUGGACUGGGUGGACGCCUCCUUCGGCAGCGUGCCCGAAAACGCCGUGGAGGGCUGCCCAUCCGUUGAUGUCUUCGUUGGGAGGAACCGCUAUGGCUUGGGCAAGGUCACCAAAGAGCAGAGGGCUGCCUUCGUAGUGGUGGAUGGUGAGGAGGUUUGGUACAAGUGGUACCAAGUCUUGGUGGUCAAGAAGGGCCCAGCAGACAUCACCAUCUCCGAUGUCCGCUACAACAUCAGCGGGGCAGUGGAACACGGGGAGGACGUCACCCUGACGAAGACCACGAUGAAGAAUGAGGGCUGCCAAGGGGUGCGGAAAGCUGUCACCUUGGAGGAGGCCACUGAGAUGGAGCACGACUGGGAGAUAGACCAGAGGGUCUUCGCCACCAUCCGUGGGGUGUUGCGAGCCGCCGUCUUGGCCUUCAAUGGGACGGGCUGGGAGGUCACCAAUGUCAACAACAUCCCCUGGGUGGGGGGAGCCAGCACCAGCGAGUAUGUUGUCCAUACCCGCGUGAUUGAGGAGGAGGUGCGGCCCCAGAUGGUGUGCACGGUGGCCCUGGAGGGACGCCGGUUGGACGUCCGCGUCCCUUUCACCGCGCAACUGACCCGUAAUUUUGGCGACGGUCAAGCGCACCAUGUGGCUGUGACGGGGUGGGCUCGCAGCCGGGCGGUGGUGGGUGUCAGGGCCAGUGUCAAGCAGUGCUGGCCCAUCACCGAUGUCUCACCAUGCCGGGCGUAGAGGAUGGUGAGGUGGGUUGGUGCAUCCGGCACGUUCUACUGUGACACAGGAUGCAAUGCCACGCGAUUUUUUGCAAUCUUUCUUCUGGGUUUGUUUUUGUUUGUUUCCCCCCCAAUAACUACCAUCUCACCCCAAAACAGGAUGGCAGCAACUUGGAAUGCAGAAAAAUGUAUUUUUUUUGGCCUUCCAUAUUUUUCAUUUUCAUGGCAUAACCUUCAUCCCUCUCUGAAACGACAUGGCAACAACGCAGAAUGCAGAAAAACGUGGGGUUUUCCGUCUUUAUUUUCUAUUUUCUCCAAAAUAAGCUCCAUCUCUCCCCCAAAAGACACAGCAACAACGUGGAAUAUAGAAAAAUGCUGGAUAUCGCAGUCUGCAUUUUCUAUUUUUUUCCCCAAUAACCUCCGUCUCUCCCUGAAACAGGACGGUACCAGCAUAGGAUGCAGAAAAAUGCAUUUCUUAUAGUCUCUAUUUUUCCUUUUUUCCCCCAUAACUUUCGUCAAUCGUCUCUCUCCAACCUGGCAGAGCUGCCGCCUGUUGAGGAACCUCUCUCCACCCAGAGCUGGAUGGACAUAAUUUCCUGCUGCGAUGCCUGUGUUAUCUUUUCCUCUUGGGUUUGAUGAAAAAUGCUUGCAGAGCAAACAAA